AUGAUGAAUGCAAUGUCAACCCCAGAGUGGAGAAAUCACACAGAUCUCACAAAAUUUAUCCUCCUGGGAUUCAAUGAUGUGCCUCAAUUGCAGAUAUUCUUCUUUUGGAUCUUUCUGCUGAUCUACACAGCAACAGUAGCUGCAAACCUUCUCAUAGUGGUACUUGUUGCAUGUGAUCAGCAUCUUCACACCCCGAUGUAUUUCUUCUUGGGGAAUCUUUCAUGCCUGGAAACCUUCUAUAGCACAACCAUUCUACCCAGAAUGAUCACAGCCUUCUUAACGGGAGACACAAUGAUUCCUGUUUGGGGCUGCUUAUUACAAUAUUAUUUCUUUGGAUCACUAGCAGGUUCGGAAUGUUAUCUGCUGGCUGCCAUGUCUUAUGAUCGUUUUUUAGCCAUUUGCAAGCCACUUCAUUAUUCUGUCUUAAUGAAUAAUACACUUUGUGUACAGCUUAUGUUGACCUCAUGUAUAAGCUGUUUUCUGCUUAACUCUGUAACAACUUAUUUGAUUUCCCAAUUAUCAUUUUGUGGUCCGUAUAUUCUUGACCAUUUCUUUUGUGAUUUUACUCCACUGAUAAUGCUCGCCUGUGAAGGCAGCCUUAGGAUGGAAUUCAUAGGUUUCAUCCUUAGCUUCAUGAUAGCUUUUGUUCCAUUUCUUUUGACCCUGAUUUCUUACAGUUUUAUCAUCUCCACUAUUCUGCGCAUUCCCUCCACCAAUGAUAGACAGAAGGCCUUUUCGACUUGCUCCUCCCACCUUACUGUAGUUAUUAUUUUCUAUGGGACCCUUGUCAUUGUCUACAUGGUUCCACAAAGUGACACACUGAAAGACCUCAACAAAGUCUUCUCUGUGUUUUACACUGUUUUAACACCCAUUGUCAACCCCGUUGUUUAUUGUUUGAGAAACAGAGAAGUAAAGGGGGCUUUAAUGAAGCUUACUAGUCAAUUGUCUAAUUUUUUGAGAGAGGCAUGGAUCUUGCUAUAG
This is a messenger RNA of Sphaerodactylus townsendi, 981 nucleotides long. Its product is annotated as olfactory receptor 1019-like. The transcript has a single exon. Gene Ontology annotation, molecular function: olfactory receptor activity; G protein-coupled receptor activity. NCBI's taxonomy places the organism in Eukaryota, Metazoa, Chordata, Lepidosauria, Squamata, Sphaerodactylidae. The coding region runs from base 1 to 981 and encodes 326 amino acids. The record is from RefSeq and is a predicted model, not a curated record. Gene Ontology annotation, biological process: G protein-coupled receptor signaling pathway. Gene Ontology annotation, cellular component: membrane.